AUGGAUAAGAAGAGAAGAAGAAGCAGAAGUCCAGAGAAGACCUCAACUGAAGGAAGAGCACAGAAGAAAUAUCGAGUGGAGGCCACAACACCGCCGGCCCUCGAUAUCAAUAAUUAUCAGCUGAUAAAAAAGCUGGGAGAAGGCUCUUUUGGCAAGGUGAUGUUGGCUUCUUAUACCAUCAAGAAGCAACAUGUUGCCUUAAAGCUUAUAGAGAAGGAAGAGGAGACGAACCACAAAGACAUCAGGAUGGAAGCUGCGAUACUGCGGUUAGGAAGGAUAUGUCCGUUUCUUAUACGGGCAUAUGCAACCUUCCAAACUGAGUCACUCGUAGUAUAUGCGAUGGAGUAUGCCAGAGGCGGAACGCUGCACCAGCUUAUAGAGCGUCAGCAAUAUUUCACCAGUCUGGAAGUGCAGUUUUAUUCAGCGGAAAUAUUCCUUGGAUUACAGUACCUGCAAAAGUAUGGGAUUGUUCAUCGAGACCUUGAUACAGAAAACAUCUUGCUGAAUGAAGAGGGCCACGUGAAGAUCGCCGAUUUUGGCCUAGCAUGUACUAACCAGUUAGGCUCAAAGGCCUAUCAUGGUAUAGUUGGAGCAUCAGGAUAUAUGGCCCCGGAGGUAUGA
Molecule: messenger RNA, 621 nt
Organism: Xenopus tropicalis (tropical clawed frog)
Lineage: Eukaryota; Metazoa; Chordata; Amphibia; Anura; Pipidae
Product: protein kinase C theta type-like
Exons: 6
Coding region: 1-621 (206 amino acids)
Molecular function (GO): ATP binding; nucleotide binding
Source: RefSeq, a predicted model, not a curated record